Hemicordylus capensis (graceful crag lizard) is the source of this 6501-nucleotide messenger RNA. RefSeq names its product contactin 3 (gene CNTN3). NCBI's taxonomy places the organism in Eukaryota, Metazoa, Chordata, Lepidosauria, Squamata, Cordylidae. The transcript is spliced from 21 exons. Gene Ontology annotation, molecular function: cell-cell adhesion mediator activity. The record is from RefSeq and is a predicted model, not a curated record. Gene Ontology annotation, biological process: cell-cell adhesion; brain development. Bases 472 to 3258 code for a protein of 928 amino acids.
GAGCGCGUGUGUUCGCCUUUGAAGUGGCGCCGCGCGCCGCGCGCGUGAGACAGAGUUCUGCGAGGCGAGAGAGCUUCCUCCAGCAGCCCGCCCGCGCGCCUUUGAUGAGCGCCCGCUCGGUGUCCUCCUCGUCUCGCCCCCCCUCCCAGCCGCGCCGCCUUUCGCCCGCCCUCUCUCCCUGGCUGUCAGCCGUCCCUAUCGCGGCGUCUGCGAGCGCUGCGCUGUCGGCUCCAGAAGCAGCGGCGGGCGUUGCAGGAGAAGCCGCAGGAUUAUAGACUCGAGGCUGCUCCUGGGGAAAAGCAAGCGACAGCACAACGUGCCCAGUUGCAUUCCAGGUGGGUGGCCGAAGCAGAGUUGCUGCCGGGGACGAGUGCUGCGUGCGGAGGAAGCAGAUUAAAGGUUCUGUGUGGAAGACUAAGUGUACUGUUCAUUUGAGACUGGACAAGAACUUCUAACUUCUGGCAGCUGAAGAUGGUGUUACUAUGGAAACAGAUGUUUCUGCUAUUCUUUGUUGGCUGCCUUGGAGAUAUUGAAAACUUAAAGACAAAAAUGAGAAGCACUGUGUCUGUACGAGAAGGACAAGGAGUUGUUCUGCUGUGUGGGCCACCACCUCAUUCUGGAGAAUUGUCUUAUGCUUGGAUCUUCAAUGAAUAUCCAUCAUUUGUGCAAGAAGACAGUCGGCGAUUUGUUUCUCAGGAAACUGGGCAUCUCUACAUUGCCAAAGUAGAGCCAUCUGAUGUUGGAAAUUACACUUGUGUUGUGACUAGUACCGUAACAAAUGCCAAAGUUCUUGGCUCACCAACACCUUUAGUGCUCCGGACUGAUGGUAUAAUGGGAGAAUAUGAACCCAAAAUAGAAGUACAGUUUCCUGAAACACUUCCUGCUGCAAAAGGCUCAACUGUAAAGCUGGAAUGUUUUGCCCUUGGAAACCCAGUGCCUCGGAUUAACUGGAGAAGGACUGAUGGAAUGCCAUUUCCAACCAAAGUAAUGCUGAGGAAAUCUAAUGGCAUGAUUGAAAUUCCCAAUUUCCAACAAGAAGAUGCUGGUCUCUAUGAGUGCAUUACUGAAAACUCUAGAGGGAAAAAUAUUGCAAGGGGACGCCUCACGUAUUAUGCAAAACCUCACUGGGUUCAACUGAUAAAAGAUUUUGAGGCUGCAGUGGAGGAUAACUUAUACUGGGAGUGUAGGGCCAGUGGCAAACCCAAACCAUCCUACAGAUGGCUGAAAAAUGGAGAGCCUCUAGCCUUGGAGGGAAGAAUACAAAUUGAAAAUGGGGCUUUGAUUAUAACAAACCUAAACCUGACAGAUUCUGGCAUAUACCAGUGUGUAGCAGAAAACAAACACGGCACAAUAUAUUCCAGUGCUGAUCUCAGAGUUAUAGCUUCUUCUCCAGACUUCUCCAAAAACCCAAUGAAGAAACUGAUACAGCUGCAAAUUGGCAGUACUGCUCAUUUUGAGUGCAAGCCAAAAGCGUCCCCUAAAGCAAUGACCACCUGGAAAAAGGGAGGUGAGCUGCUCCAAGAAAAUGAAAGAAUAUCAUUGUUAAAAGAUGGAGGCCUGCGAAUAGCUAAUGUGAGUAAAUCAGAUGUUGGAAGUUAUACUUGCCUGGCAGAGAACCAGUUUGGAAAAGCUAGCAGCUCAACAAGCUUAUUAGUUACAGAGCCCACCCGGAUUACUCUGGCACCUUCAAACAUGGAUGUUACUAUAGGGGAAAGUGUCAUCUUGCCCUGCCAAGUUCAGCAUGAUCCACUGCUGGACAUCAGCUUCACGUGGUAUUUUAAUAGUGCACUGACUGACUUCAAAAAAGAUGCAUCCCAUUUUGAAAGAGUAGGUGGGAGUGCAUCAGGAGACUUAAUGAUAAGGAAUAUCCAGUUGAAACACAGUGGGAAAUAUGUAUGCAUGGUGAAGACUGAGGUGGACAGUGUAUCAUCUGCGGCAGAUCUGAUAGUGCGAGGCUCACCUGGACCACCUGAACAUGUAAAAGUGGAUGAAAUAACAGAUACCACAGUUCGGCUCUCUUGGUAUGAGGGCUUAGAUAAUCACAGCCCAAUCACUAGUUACACUAUACAGGCCAGGACGCCUUUUUCGGUGGGUUGGCAAAGAGUCACAACAGUUCCUGAUGUCAUUGAUGGGAAAACAUUCACAGCCAGUGCAGUAGACUUAAACCCUUGGGUUGAAUAUGAAUUUCGUGUAGUUGCAAGUAACAAAAUUGGAGGUGGAGAACCUAGUUUACCCUCUGAAAAAGUAAGAACUGAAGAGGCAGUUCCUGAAAUACCACCCUCUGAAGUAAGUGGAGGAGGUGGGAGUAGGUCUGAACUGGUCAUCACAUGGGAUCCUAUUCCUGAAGAAUUACAAAAUGGCGAAGGAUUUGGUUAUGUUGUUGCUUUCCGACCUCUUGGCAUUACAACUUGGAUACAGACUGUCGUUACAUCCCCUGACACACCAAGAUAUGUCUUUAGAAAUGAAAGCAUCUUGCCUUUUUCACCGUAUGAAGUCAAGGUUGGCGUAUAUAAUAAUAAAGGAGAAGGACCAUUUAGCCAAAUUGCCACAGUAUUUUCUGCUGAAGAGGAACCUACCACAGCACCUUCUGGUGUCUCUGCAAACAGCCUCUCAUCUUCUAUAAUUGAAGUGUCCUGGAUCCCCAUUCCUUGGAAAAUGGGUAGUGGGAGACUGCUGGGUUAUGAGGUAAGAUACUGGAAUAAUGGUGGGAAAGAACAGUCUUCAAACAGAGUAAAAGCCACUGGAAAUGAGACUUCAGUAAGAAUAACAGGCUUGAAGAGCAACCUGGUGUACUACACAGCUGUUCGAGCAUACAACAGUGCCGGAGCAGGUCCUUAUAGUGCCACUGUGAAUGCCACCACAAAAAAGACACCACCCAGCCAGCCUCCAGGAAACAUUGUGUGGAACAUUACAGAUUCCAGAUUAGUGCUGAAUUGGGAGCAGGUGCAUGCAAUGGAAAAUGAGUCACAAGUAAUUGGCUAUAAGGUUUUAUACAGGACUAGCAGUCAAAACCAGCUCAGUGCCCUGAUCACAAAUAGAACAUCUGCAGAACUUCUGCUCCCUUUAAAUGAUGACUACAUUGUAGAAGUGAAAGCAGUGACUGAUGGUGGAGAUGGCAUGAGCAGUGAACAGAUUAAAAUCCCUAAACUAGCAAGUAUGGAUGCAAGAGGUUCUGGGGCAGCAAUUUUAGAUAUCUACUGUAUAUCCAGCUUUAUGCCUAUAACACCAUUCUUGAUCUUCAAAGCAGUAUUGUGGUGAUACAUUUUCAGAGAAAUGCCAAGGCCAGCUGAAUUAUUUGCUUGUAAAGGGUUUUUUUUUAAAAAAAACAACAACAAAACUGUUGGUUCUGCAUGGUUUUCCUGCCACUCCAAUUUUAAACACUUUCUAUGACUUUCGCUAUUUCAGUAACAAAUCAAAAAAAUCAUACACAUAUUGAAUUAUUCCUUCUAAAGGAAUAUAAAAUGCCUUAAAAUGUAAUGAACCAAAGGAGUUUACACAUUACAUGCUUCAGAGAUGACAAAAAUAAUAGGACAAGCAUUGCACAAACUUUGAGAGUUCCAUUUCCCAAGCAAUGUGGAAUUUAUUCUGUGCAGUUUGCUACAGGAUCAUUCUAAUAUACACAAAGGUAACAAAAUCAUUUUUCAUGAGAAUCUUUUUAUCUUUUCAAAAAGCCUCACAAUCCUGAACUGGAUUCAGAUAAACUUGCAGACUGGCUUUUUUGUUUAAUGACUCAAUUAGACAUCAGUUGAAGUUGAGGGGGACCUACUUCACUGCACAAUUUAUCUUUUCUCCCCAUUUGCCCCAUCUGCAUGAUUGUCCAUUUGCUUGUGCUCAUUUCCUUAAGUCUUUUUCUUCUUUAUAUUUAUUAACCCAAGAGGCAAGUCUCACAAUCGAUGAGACUCGCCUACAGCAGGUUUGCAGGGAGAGCGGACUUAGCCCCUUCUCCCUGCAGACAACCGGAGGGGAAGCCCUGGGCAUCCGCAUCGGCCGCCCACAUGACUGCCGGCUCCAUCACGGAGCCGGCAGCGGCUUGGGAGUUCGGGGGCUGCGUGGCCCCCGGAAGUUCCAGCUUGCUAUGCGCAAGCGCACAGAGCAUCCUGGAGAGACUCUCGAACUGGGAGGCUGCUUUUUAGCUUCCCAGUCGGGGGGUCUCCUCUUGAGUUGCCGUGCUGCGCAGCCACGCUGCAGCAACACACGAUCCGGAAACCCCGGUUAGCGGAGCUCUCACUCCGCUAACCUGGGAUAAGGGGAGGGCUUCGCAAGCGGGUUACCCGCUUUGAGGCAACCGGGCCUGUGAGCCUGGUAGUUCUCAAGUUCUGCUAAAAUUGGGCUAGGCUCCCCUAGUCCGAUUUUAGCCAAUCAUGAGAAUAGCCUCCAAGUUUUCUUUUAGGAGGGAAGGAAUUCCUCCAGAUGCUGGACUGGUACAGUCUCCUACUUGAAACAAAAUAUGUCUCCUCAGCAUUGUACUUUUAAAUAUUAAGAAGCCCACUAUUUGUUUUCACAUUGGAGCAUUGAAUGACACCUUGAGGCUCUACCCAUGCUCGAUGUGUAGAGCCUGCAGGGCUUAUGCAGGGAAAGCGGGCUUGACCCGCUCUCCCCACACAUGAUCAAACAUUGGACGGCUGGAUCCUGGAUGGUUGGAUAAGCCACCCACACUACCAUCACAUUUGUGGUUGGGGGUCUACUCGUUUGUCACCACAGUGCAGAGGCACACUAUGGUGGCACACAAUCCAUAAAAUGCGAUUAGCAGAGCACUUGCUCCACUAACCUCAUUUUAGGGGAGGGGUUCAUAGGCAGGCUAACCACCGUUGAACCACCAGGCUUGCCCGCAAGCCCGGUGGUUCUCAUGAUGGGGUGGGCCCAGUUUCCUCUCCAUCGUGAGAAUUGCCUCCUUAGCCAUCUGCAUUUCUGUAGGUGUCAUUCUCCUUCUUCUCUCCGUACUCUAUGGCUCUUGUCAGAAGUUUCAGCUUUUCAUCCUUAGACAUACAGCAAGCAGAUCUCCCAGUGUCAGGGUGCCUAUUGCCCUGGAAAUCCUGGUAUUAUGUGGCUUCCAAACUUUAUACUCAGCAAGUGUCUCAAAUCAUUUACCACAGGAGAGCUGUUCUUGGUAGCAUCCACGCAGCAAUUCUGAACAUGUGCACUAGCUCAUAGUCCUGAGCUGGUCUCUUUACUGUUCAACAAAAGCAUCACAACAUCCUAACAUGAUGCAAAGGAGACUCUAGAGGGGGACAGGUGCCCCCCCAACAAAUAGUCCCCCCCUCAAUUCCUCCCAAUUCUCUUUCAGAACUCAAAUAUGUCGGACACAGCUCGCUCACCCAUAAAAGCAUUUUCCCUGUCUUUGCCCCUCUUGAUUUUUUUUCCUGUUGCUGCUGCUGAAGUGACAAAAAUGCUUUUAGGCCCAUGAAUUUACACUUUUCUUAGUAUGCGAAAAGGCUGUAAAAUAUCCUAACUCAGCUCAGUUUUAGCUAUGCCUCAUGCUUUCUUUGUUACUUUCUAUUGCUGUUCCAGCUCUUUAUAUUUGAGACUAUUUUCUAUAUAUCAUACUUAUCUUUAAAAAAAAAAAAAAAAAGCAAAUGAAGUGCCCAGAAUAGAACAUCACAGUUUUAGGUGCAAUGCACCAGAGCCUUAUAGCAGGGAUAUAUUAUCUCCCUAAAUUACAUGUGAUGUGUCUGAAUAUGCAGCCCUAAAUUUGUUGCCCUUCUAUAUAUCAUUUCUAUAUUUUGUGUCUCAUUCAUUGGACUCCUUUGAUUAUUGAUCCUGCUGCAGUUUUUCCAACCCACUCUUUAAAUCUUUUAUUAUAACAGGUCCACUGUUAUUUUCAGAUAUAUGAAUACUUUUCUCCAUGACAUUAACUGGAUUGUUUUAAAUCAAUAUUUUCAUAGCAGUGGUUGUGUAAAAAUAUAUCUUUGGUACAUUUGGUUUUCUGCACUUUCAGUGUUUACACAGACAUGUUUAAUCCCAGAAUUCUAAUUGUAUACUCUCGUGCUUUCUGACUCACAGAGACAAAACAGGUUUCAGCUCUAGAAUAAGUCCUGUGCAAUUCAAAUAUUGCUCUAGAUUUUGUUAUGCAUCCAAAUCUAAAAUGAAAAUUCACUCAUUUUCUAGGUGUCUUGGGAAGAUUUGUACAUAAUGUAUAUAAUAUAAUAAUAUAAAUGGCUACUUGCUCUUCAACAUGGCAAAGUACUGAUGCUUCCAAACAGUUAUAAAUGGGUGGGAACAAACUUUCCUCCUUCGUGUAUUUCAUACUCAUGCAAUGAGAAGUGAAUCUUCCAUUCCUGUUACAAGAAAGUUCUACAUCAUGUUCCUGUACUACCAUUUUCAUGACCAUCCUGUUGAAUUUAAACUUUAAUUCUGUUAUCUCAAUGAGAUGUGUAUGGAGUACUUUGUUUCAUAUUGAAACGUUUCUCAGUUUUUCCUUCAACUUCUAGCUGUGUGUGUAUAUCCUAUGGUUAUCUGUAUGUAGUUUUUUUAUUCUAAUAAAAUAUUUAUAACAUUGAAAAA